GAGACACUAUAUGAGAAGCCAGACAUUCUGCUCAUAAGAUCAGCUUAACAGAAAAUGUCACUAAGCCAGGGUAACUGGAUACGACCACUUCAUGAGGAUGUACCUGCUCAGCACUUCUCCAUGGUCAGAAUGAUUUGGCCUCAGACAGCAUUGGGGGCACACGGGGCUGGUCUCGCAUGUUUCUGUUACUAUGGCCAUGACGGCAGGGACCACAACCACUUUUCCUAUGAGCAACCAUACCCGAGAAAGAGUGACUGUAGCCAAGCUCACAUUGGAGAAUUUUUACAGCAACCUAAUUUUACAGCAUGAAGAGAGAGAAACCAGGCAGAAGAAAUUAGAAGUGGCUAUGGAAGAAGAAGGAUUAGCAGAUGAAGAGAAAAAGUUACGCCGAUCACAACAUGCUCGCAAAGAAACAGAGUUCUUACGGCUCAAGAGGACCAGGCUUGGCCUGGAUGAUUUUGAAUCUCUGAAAGUUAUAGGAAGAGGAGCUUUUGGAGAGGUACGGCUGGUCCAGAAGAAAGACACAGGCCAUAUCUAUGCAAUGAAGAUACUGAGAAAAGCUGAUAUGCUUGAAAAAGAGCAGGUGGCACAUAUUCGAGCAGAAAGAGAUAUUUUGGUAGAAGCAGAUGGUGCCUGGGUGGUGAAGAUGUUUUACAGUUUUCAGGAUAAGAGGAACCUUUAUCUAAUCAUGGAAUUUCUCCCUGGAGGUGACAUGAUGACCUUGUUAAUGAAGAAGGAUACCUUGACGGAAGAGGAAACACAGUUCUACAUUUCAGAGACGGUUCUGGCCAUAGAUGCAAUCCACCAGUUGGGUUUCAUCCAUCGGGAUAUUAAGCCAGACAACCUUUUAUUGGAUGCCAAGGGACAUGUAAAAUUAUCUGAUUUUGGUUUAUGCACGGGAUUAAAGAAAGCUCACAGAACUGAAUUCUACAGAAAUCUCACUCACAACCCACCAAGUGACUUCUCAUUCCAGAACAUGAACUCAAAGAGGAAAGCAGAAACCUGGAAGAAAAACCGGAGGCAGCUGGCAUAUUCCACAGUUGGGACACCAGAUUACAUUGCUCCAGAAGUCUUCAUGCAGACGGGUUACAACAAGCUGUGUGACUGGUGGUCCCUGGGAGUGAUUAUGUAUGAAAUGCUAAUAGGCUAUCCACCUUUCUGCUCUGAAACUCCUCAGGAAACAUACAGAAAAGUGAUGAACUGGAAAGAAACUCUAGUAUUUCCUCCAGAAGUACCUAUCUCUGAGCAAGCCAAGGACUUAAUUCUCAGAUUUUGUAUUGAUUCUGAAAACAGAAUUGGGAAUGGUGGAGUAGAAGAAAUAAAAGGCCACCCCUUCUUUGAAGGUGUAGACUGGGGGCACAUAAGGGAAAGGCCAGCAGCAAUCCCUAUAGAAAUCAAAAGCAUUGAUGAUACUUCAAAUUUUGAUGACUUCCCUGAGUCUGAUAUCUUACAACCAGUGCCAAACACCACAGAACCAGAUUACAAAUCCAAAGACUGGGUUUUUCUCAAUUACACCUAUAAGAGGUUUGAAGGGUUGACUCAGCGUGGCUCUAUCCCCACCUACAUGAAAGCAGGGAAACUGAGAGGAGAUCCACUGUGUCCACAGCACGAGCACUCAGGGAGCUGCACGCAAGUCCUGCUCAGCACCGAUCUCCAGACCCUGAAGUCUCCCAAGGAUGGUGGUGCUCACUGACGACAGGAAAUUCGGCAGGACUAGGCUUCUAAGACUACUACAGGAACGAAUGAGUUGGCAGUGCCAGCUGUCUUUUUUAAAAAAUAUUUUUAUUAUUUUUUCUUAACUGUAUUAUCCGAAGGUACUGGAAUAAAAGAAAUGUACAUCCCUUUCUGGCUGCGCUGCCCGCCUGCAUCGAGAGGGCCGUCCCGCCUGUGUGUGCUCUGGCUUUGGACUGGGGCUCCUCUGGUCAGCUUGGA
Octodon degus (degu) is the source of this 1932-nucleotide messenger RNA. It is a transcript of the gene Stk38l, whose product is annotated as serine/threonine kinase 38 like. Gene Ontology annotation, molecular function: ATP binding; protein serine/threonine kinase activity. The record is from RefSeq and is a predicted model, not a curated record. The transcript is spliced from 14 exons. Bases 191 to 1693 code for a protein of 500 amino acids. Gene Ontology annotation, biological process: intracellular signal transduction; peptidyl-serine phosphorylation. Lineage: Eukaryota; Metazoa; Chordata; Mammalia; Rodentia; Octodontidae.